Sphenostylis stenocarpa is the source of this 450-nucleotide messenger RNA. NCBI's taxonomy places the organism in Eukaryota, Viridiplantae, Streptophyta, Magnoliopsida, Fabales, Fabaceae. The record is from the annotation of a GenBank genome assembly.
AUGGCCGACCAGCUCACCGACGACCAGAUCGCCGAGUUCAAGGAGGCCUUCAGCCUCUUCGACAAGGACGGCGAUGGUUGCAUUACUACCAAGGAACUUGGGACUGUAAUGCGGUCACUUGGGCAAAACCCAACUGAGGCAGAGCUGCAGGACAUGAUAAAUGAGGUUGAUGCUGAUGGCAACGGAACUAUCGAUUUCCCAGAGUUUCUCAACCUGAUGGCUCGCAAGAUGAAAGACACUGACUCGGAGGAGGAGCUUAAAGAAGCUUUCCGCGUGUUCGACAAGGAUCAGAAUGGCUUUAUCUCUGCUGCUGAGCUCCGCCAUGUUAUGACAAAUCUCGGUGAGAAGCUGACUGACGAAGAGGUUGAUGAGAUGAUUCGCGAGGCUGAUGUUGAUGGCGAUGGGCAGAUCAACUAUGAGGAGUUUGUCAAAGUGAUGAUGGCCAAGUGA